AUAUUGAGAAACUUGAUGUCCCAACCACAAACACCAGAUCUUUUGACGAUUAAAAAUGCAAUUUCUGGCAACCAAAAGGCUGUAAUAUUCAGAUAUUCAGAUAAAACCCAUAUCUCUGGGUCAGCCGAACAUAUGAAUGGAUAACUUUCGUUAAAUUUAAUCCUAAUUUGAAAUCAAACAACAGUAAGGAUUGAGCUGAUGAAGACAGGAGGUUCACACUUCCCAGUGACCAUACACUUACUGUAGAGCCAGAUUCCUCUGGUCCUCUGGGCUCGUCCACAGCUGCUUAGACCUUCUAAAAUUAACCUCCCUGUCUACUGGGCUCUAGUUCCCCAAGCCUUUUUAUGGUCUCAGCGAGCCAACAGAUGAUUUCUUUAGGAGAGAAACACAGGCCAGGUCAGGAGAGAGAGAGAGAGAGAGAGAGAGAGAGAGAGAGAGCGAGAGAGAGAGAGAGAGAGAGAGCGAGCACAACAAGGGACCAGCUUCAUGUCUCUGUCCCAGAUCACCCCGAGCCUUUUCCUGAGUGGAGCUGAUGCCCCUCUCAAUCGAGCCCUCGUGACUCGUAAGGGCAUCACCCUCAUCAUAAACGCCACCCUGUCCCACAGCUGCCCGACAUACCCAGGAGUCCAGUGUGUACGUGUGGCUGUACCUGACCUUCCCUCUGCACGUCUAAGUGAGCACUUCGACCGAGUGGCAGCCCGUAUUCAUAACAACCAAGCGGGUGGAACCUUAGUGCACUGCGCAGCAGGCAUGAGUCGUUCCCCUGCUUUGGUCAUGGCCUACCUCAUGAAGUAUAAGGGAGUGACACUGUGCCAGGCGCACCACUGGGUGAGGCAGAGCCGACCCUUGAUUCGCCUCAACGCAGGAUUCUGGGACCAGCUUCUGGACUAUGAAAAGAGACUUUACGGGAAAAAUACGGUGAAAGUUGCCGCUCCAUUAGAAGUGCCCAAAACGCCCAAAAUGGUGCCCAGAUACAGUCUGAGAGAGUGUCCAAAAUCUCCAAGGCUGGGCUGGUUUAGGCGAUAGGACUAAUUAAAAAAAACAAAAAAAUAUUUGAGUGGCAGUGCCUUCACAUUUUGUAAACAUUUGAUUAUAAUUUUAUAAUUAGCACUUAAUGAAAUGUUGUGAGGAUAUAUUGUGAUAUUCUACCCCUUACAUUGCUUAUUGUAAACACUUAAACUUUAAACGAUGGGACAAGAAAUCACUUCAGAAUUGAGUCGACUCCGAGUCAAAUGAACCGACUCAUUGAAAAGAGCCUGGAAUCCCGUCAGGAAUUAGUUUGGUAUUUGAAAGCUGUGUGUGUGUGUGUGUGUGUGUGUGUGUGUUGGGGGGGGGGGGGGGAAUUUAAACAACGAAACACCUUUUUUAACACGUGAGACGCCAAUCACAUGACACGAUCAUGAUACCGUAAAUUUUAUAUCAGCAAAUUUUUGUAACAAAUCUAUGGAACUACUGAUAAAAUGUAUAUUAAAGAUUAAACAAGUGC
Messenger RNA from Hemibagrus wyckioides, 1486 nucleotides. Its product is annotated as dual specificity protein phosphatase 18. Gene Ontology annotation, cellular component: cytoplasm. The record is from RefSeq and is a predicted model, not a curated record. Lineage: Eukaryota; Metazoa; Chordata; Actinopteri; Siluriformes; Bagridae. The transcript is spliced from 2 exons. Gene Ontology annotation, molecular function: MAP kinase tyrosine/serine/threonine phosphatase activity. Bases 487 to 1026 code for a protein of 179 amino acids. Gene Ontology annotation, biological process: protein dephosphorylation.